AAGGAGCAAAGGGGGCGGGAACCGCGGUGUGCGCAAUGGAGACAACCUUAAUAUUGCUACAACCAUUUGUUCAAGAUCAACCUGCAUUUACUUGUAAUUACUGCACGUUUUUUUCUUAAAGACAUGAUAAAAGAAGAUCUACAAGACUGAAGGAUUAGGUCGCCGUUCGCCCGUGGCCUGGGAUUCGUUUGUACCUUUCAGCGUUCCAACAUGGCAGGUAUGUGUGCCAUAUUUUUCCUCUGCGUAGCCACUCUGCUCAGCGGGGCCAAAAGCGUGUCUGGGGUGUGCCAUGGGACCCACUGCUUCUCCGGACAGGAAUGGAGACCGUGCACCGGAGUGCAAUGCCAAGGGCGCGCAGAGGGAGCCGCGUCCCGGCGACAGUUUCCCAGCUCUGCACAAUCCCGACAAGUACAAGCCUACCCUAGUUACCAACAGGAUGCUCAUUUCAGUCACCAACGAGCCCACAGUGCGCCGUUGGCGCCGUACACCAUCGUCCAACCGCAGCACGGAGGCUUUGUGCAAACCGCGGGAACGAACGGCAACAGGAGGACUAAUCCGAGAACCAUCACGGCGGAGGUGUUCCAUCCCGGCUGCGCCGGCGGGACCUGCCCGACCACUGUCUCCCAGCGCCCAACGAGUGAUGACAGCGCGGCGCGGGAGUGCAAGGGGAUCGGAUGUAAACUGCCUCUUCUCAUGCGCCAGAAGCCGAAGCCGUGCGUCGGAGACGGUUGCGCUGCGCACGCAGGAGACGACGGGAGAGGAGCCUCUUCGCCGGUUCACGUGACAGACAGAGCGGCGCAAUUUCUGGAUGAGUUUCCCGACUUUGGGUCGGAACGUGGUGCUUCGAUACAGUUGACAUGUGACAUGAAACCAGGGACGAAUGAUCUUCCUUCAGAGGACGCACUCGUGCUGCAGCUGCAGUUGUCAAAGAGCCAGGAGAAGCUGGUUGAGGCCCUCAGGGGCCAGCAGGACGAGGUCCAGGAGUUGCAGAGGCUCCUCAGUGAGCAGCAGGGGACGCUGGUCAACCAGCAGAGAGAAAUACUGGAACAACAGAGGAAGAUGUAUGACCAGAUGGAGCAAGUCAAAGCCCAGUACAACACAAUGAUGGACAGCCUCAAACAAACAUCACUCCAGAACCUCCAGGAGGGGCUCGACCGUCACAUGGAAACCGCGAGUGGGCAGGUUAGAGCUCACCAAGCACAGCAGGCUCUCUCGCUGCACAAGGUGGACGUGGAGGCCAGCGUGAUGGAGGUGGGGCGCUCCCUGAUGGAUUGUGGGAGCUGCGGCCCUGAGGAGUACUGUGGCUUCAGCACCGGUCACCCUCGCUGUGAGAAAUGUACCGUCUGUCCUGCCGGCUUCUUCCUUGUCGCACAGUGUUCAGUCCACGCAGACAGGAUCUGCCAGGACAGAGAUGAAUGCCUUGAAAUUGCUGAUUCGUGUAGAGACCAACAGAAGUGUCUCAAUACUCCAGGUGGAUUCAGGUGCCAGGGCAUGACAGAGCGAGAAGCCAAUUCAGGAAUGUGUGGCCACGGCUACUUCUACGUCUUGGACAUGGACGAGUGUCAGGCCUGUAAUGAGUGUGAUGGCGAGCCCGUGGCUUCACCUUGUACCUUCACCAAAGAUACCAUCUGCUCUGCUGCUGCUGGUGAAAGCGCCCUUUCUCUGUCCUGGUCUGGAGAUGUGAAGCUGUCCGGCACCAAAGGCCAAAUCCUGGCUCACGCCUUCCCUGGCGUGCAGCUUCAAAUCCAGGACAGGGGCGAUGCAGGCCUGCUGUCCGCUGAAGACGGGCGCCUGAUGGUCAGGCAGCACGGUCUGGUCUGGCUGGAUGAGAACCUCUCUGUGAGCCACGGCUGCCGGAGCUUCAUCCAGUUGUGUCUCCGUAUCAACAACACAGACGGCUCUGAAGGCCGCGACCUCAGCGGGAUUCGGGUCGAGCAGCGGGAGGGAAGAUCGCUCCAGAGCGUCAGCAUCAGCGGCGUGGCAGAAGUCGCCCCGGGGAACGCGAUUUCGCUCUUCCUCCGGAGCGCCAGCCGGCACUGCAACGAGAGCAGCGAAGGCCUGCAGCUGUACGACCCUUUAGCAGCUCCGCUCAGUCUCUUCUGGCUCUCCCAUGACACCGGGGCUGUCGCCAUGACAGCACAGGCCGUCGUGGCCUCGCACUACCACACAAACUAUCGGCCGGUCUUCCGCACCUCCUCCACCUCUGACCCGUACGUAGUGGGGCUGACCCACGAUGGCCGCGGGAUCCGCUUUGCCGAAAGCGGUACCGUGCGUUUUGUGUUCCAGCAGGCGUUGUACUCCAUGGGCCAGGCCUGCGUGGGCGAGGGCUUCCAAACGUUAGCGUACCUCAACCACAACGGAACGGGGGCCGAGCUGUGUCGCGCCUUCAAACCCGGCGUCCACUACCGAGACACCUCCUUGUCUUUGUCUGGCGCGGCAAGAGUCGACCCCGGGGACACCCUGGGCUUCGAGAUCCUCUCUCCUGCUCAGUGCAACGUCAGAUUCUUUGGCGACGAGACGGGCAUCAGCAUCCUCAGCUUGGUUUGGGUGCCCGCCGCUCUCUCCUCCUCUCUGUCCGCCUCCGUGUCUCACACCGGCCUUCCCUCGGGAGCAGUUCGAAACAAGCCGCUGUUCUUCCGCCAGACCAGCACUCAGGUGCCCCAGAUGGGGCUGCUAGUGAAGGGGUCCCCAGAUCAGAGACAGGAUUUUGUCUUCAGGGAGGGUGGAACAGCCAGCGUGGCUCUGGAUCUCAAACUUAUUCACUCCUGCAACCUCCUCAAGGUGACUCUUCUCAGGCGAGGUGACGCGGAGGGGUCAGCGGGAGGCCGGCAGGCGGAGGGCUCGAGACCCGUCACGGUGGCCCAGCAGGUUGGUGGUCAGAUGCCUGAGGGGAGCAACUGGGCCAGUGUUGGCCUGCGAGCGUCUUUCCAGGUCCAUAACGGCACAGCGGUGUUCUUCACACUGGAUUGCGUGCGUGGACGAAUCAACCAGAUCAACUGCCAAUCAGGAAGCGGAGUGUCAAUCCUCUGGGUUGCAGUGUAGAAUAUGAAAUACACAACUCAAACAUGGCUUUUGUAUGGGUUUUCUAGAAAAGUAGACCAGAUAUUAAGCAAUAUAUAUGAUCCAGUAGUCUUACUGGUUUGAUUUUGGAGGAAUAGUUUAGCAUUUUGGAAAAUAUGGUUAUUGCUGUUUUUUAUUGGAGUUUAGUCCACGUUAAGAGAUUAUUAAAACCAUUCUCACUGCAGUCUUUUAGCUUAGCUUAGUAUAGAGAAAGUAAGUGAGGAACCAUGUUUAAAAGUUACUCCUAGGGUUUAAAAAAUGUAUAAAUAAAGAAUGACUACUGUGAGUCAAGUUUCAUCGAGCGAGUGAAUAAAAUUACAACAAUAACGCCACAGCAGCCACAUAAAAAGUAUCAAAAUUAAAAUAUCAAAAACUAAGACCACCUACAGUACAGUUAGCUAAGCUAGCUAGCAUUAUCUGAUGGAACAGAACUAAUUACAUUUACUCCAGUACAACUAAUAUAGUAUAUAGUUUACUUAACCAAAUAAACAUUAAGAUAUUUUCCUUAAUAAUGAUGUGAAUUUUUUACUGCACUAUACUAAUAUGUCAAUAAGUUGAAUUGGUAUUAACAAUGACUUUAGUUUUACAAUUUAACUUGGACCACCCUGGAGGUAUGCUGACUACCCAAAUUUAAACUUUUUAAAUUUUUGUACCCUACAGCUAAUUAGAUUUUUUAAUAUUUUGUGGAAAAAAGCUCAAAUAUGACUUAUUUAAAAAGUGUCAUUACGCUUUAAUCACUGUAUUUAUAUCAGUGCAAGCAUAAAUAUUUGAACUAACUAAAUGAUGUCUAUAACCUGUUUUUCGGGCUUCAUUUUUCUCUUUGUUCGUGUGCUGUACUUCUGUCUUUUAUUUAUGUAAUUCAGUUAUUCUGUUGACGCCAGAGUACCCUUUAGCUUAUCUCCACUGUGACUAGAGCAUUUUCUGCUCUCUCCAUGAGCGGUUGACUGGUGCUGGUUUCAUUCAGCUUGUUUUUUAAGAGCAUGUGUUUCAUGUUAGCCGCCGUUCUUCUAUUGUGAAUAUCUGCCGCAGUGCAUGCCUUGUUUAAUGACCCAUUUCUGCAUUUCAUGAACUAAAAGAGAGUCAUGUGUUUCACCAUGCCCUCGUUGACACAUAGCUGUCCUACACCGAUAUAUUGACACCUUAAGAAACGGUUACUGUUUACUCAAAUUAAACUGUAACUAAGUGUAUAUUUGAUGUUUUAUAUAAA
Pungitius pungitius (ninespine stickleback) is the source of this 4267-nucleotide messenger RNA. RefSeq lists its product as uncharacterized. Lineage: Eukaryota; Metazoa; Chordata; Actinopteri; Perciformes; Gasterosteidae. The coding region runs from base 211 to 3042 and encodes 943 amino acids. Gene Ontology annotation, molecular function: calcium ion binding; protein binding; heparin binding. The transcript has 6 exons. The record is from RefSeq and is a predicted model, not a curated record.